This is a messenger RNA of Loa loa (African eye worm), 3795 nucleotides long. Its product is annotated as leucine Rich Repeat family protein. The coding region runs from base 1 to 3795 and encodes 1264 amino acids. Gene Ontology annotation, molecular function: protein binding. The transcript is spliced from 19 exons. Lineage: Eukaryota; Metazoa; Nematoda; Chromadorea; Rhabditida; Onchocercidae. The record is from RefSeq and is a predicted model, not a curated record.
AUGUAUGUAGUGAAUUUACGAGAAUUCAAGAAACUUCCAAUAUGUCUAUUUCUAUUCAAUAUUAUCAUUGUUGCACGAGCAGUCUUCGUACAAUCUUCAGGAAUUUUCACCAAACAAGAAUGCUUAUUCGAUCCAACACCACACUCCAAAUGGAAAACAUGCAGUUGCGAAAAUCUUGAUGGUGAGGGUAGUAACAUUCAUGUGAAAUGUUACCGUCAACCAUGGACAAUCAUACCAACCAUUCCAUAUGAUAAUCGAUCACUUUUCUCUCAUAAUGAUACGGUUUAUAACAUCGUUGCACUAUCGAUUAUGCACAGUAGUGUAGCAUUUAUCAAUCAGGAUGCAUUCAAACAUCACAAUAUUCAAAUUCUCGAUUUCACCAAUAAUCAUAUCGAAACAAUUAAUGUGAACGCGUUUCGUGGUCUUGAGAACAAACUUUACCAACUAACACUAAAUCAGAACAGCCUGACGUCAAUACCAUCCUCGGCGAUGACAUACCUUUAUCAACUUCGAUAUCUGCACUUGACUCAUAAUAUGAUAUCCGAAAUUAAAUCAAAUACAUUCGAUGAAACUCAACUCAAAAAUCUUCACUCCCUACAUCUCGACUAUAAUCAGAUAACUAUGCUACCAAAAAAAUCGCUUCUACGACUACCACUCCAAGUGUUAACUCUUUCAAAUAAUCGGAUUACUGAGAUUGAAAAACUAGCAUUACCAACGACAGUUUGGUUCCUGGAUUUGAAAAAUAACCUCAUCCCCGAGAUACCAUACCUUGCGCUACGAGAGUUGAAACAGUUACGCACUUUAGAUCUAGAGAGUAAUAAUAUUACUGAAAUUGGUAACAACCCCGAAGUGAAAUUUGUUUCGGAGAUUGAUCUAAAACUAAGCAAUAAUCGAAUCAAAUAUAUCAAAGAUAACGCUUUUGACAGUUUCCAGAAAUUUGGUCGAUUAGAUUUAAGCUACAACCAGAUUUCAGCAAUAUCCGGAGCUGCCUUUAAUUCAAUCAGUCAAAUGCAACAAAUCGAUUUAAGCUAUAAUAGGAUAGUACAUAUACCAGUAGGUACAUUCAAAAAUAUGGCCAAAUCGUUGAAAUGGAUAAAUUUGGAGGAGAAUCAAUUACAUCAACUACCAAAUGCUUUGCAACCGUUACGGACAUUGGAGAUUUUAAACAUGAAUGGCAAUAAGCUGACUGUACUGGAUACCAACAUGAUUAAUAACUUGAAACCAGUUUUAACCGAGCUUCUCCUAGCAUUUAAUCGGUUAACCGAGAUACCAACCCAAGUACUGAAUGGGAUGAGUCGAUUACGACAUCUCGAUUUGUCAAAGAAUAGGAUUCGGUACAUACAACGCUUAGCUUUCGGGAAAUUUGAUGGUACUGGAACAAGUUUACUAAAGUUGAAUCUGGCUGGAAACCUGAUCGAAAAUAUUACUGAUUCUGGUUCUUUCCUUUACAUGAGCUCACUAGCAUAUCUGGAUUUAUCGCACAAUCGUAUCAGCUAUCUUAAUGAUAAUGCCUUUGAACGACUUGAAGGUCUCGAGUCCCUUUUUCUACAGAGCAACCAACUCAAUCAAUUCCCCAUUACUACCCUUGGUAAUAUAAAACGGCUACGUUAUCUACUUUUGGAUGAUAAUCCGAUAACCAUUCUACCUGAUUAUUUCCUCCGCAGUCUUCAAUUUCUACAGCGUCUGUCGCUCACUCGUACAAAACUCCAACACAUCACAAAUCGUACAUUUUCUAGUCACUCUGCACCAAAUUUACGUUCCCUGAAUUUGGCUUUUGGCCAUAUUAACUAUAUUUCCACUGGAGCAUUCAACAAUAUGGACAGUUUGGAACAACUGACACUUAACAACAAUAAGCUAACAAGUAUCCAGACAUUAACAUUUUCGUCGCUACGUAAUCUACGCCAGCUUAGUCUGGCCGGAAAUGCGAUUAGUAUGACAACAGAACGAUCGAUAAGUGAUAUACCAACCCUAGAGAAUUUAUCGUUGGCUCGAAAUCGUCUGCAGCAAUUAAACAAGGCAACUUUCGUUAAUCUAAAUAAUCUGGAGCAACUCGAUUUAAGUUACAAUCAACUUCGGACAUUUGACUUUACAUUUCUGGCUCAAAGUUUGGUGAAUAUCAAACAUCUUGAUCUAUCACACAAUCGUAUUAUUACGAUUGAUUUGCAUUCAGCAAAGCGAACCUUGACAUACCUCAAUCUAGCAUACAAUCAAUUACAAUCAAUCGGGAAAAAUUUGCUAUAUGAUUUUGGUCAGCUAAAAGUUCUCAAACUAGAUCAUAACGAAUUAAUCGAAGUACAAAGCAAUGCAUUCGCAAUGUGUAAAUGGCUCACCGAACUCAAUUUAUCCCAUAAUCAUCUCAGAAUACUACAUAAAGGCACCUUUGCAGAGCAGAAUAUUUACGACAGUCUUAUACUACGAAACAAUGCCAUCAUCAGCUUGGAUAGAGACACAUUUGGAGUCAAUAAUGUUCACAAGCUUGAUCUUGCUUAUAAUGAACUCAAGAAAAUACCUCACCACGCAUUCAGUUCAAUCCAAAAUAGCCUUACUAAUCUGAAUCUAAGGGGAAAUCGAAUCCGAUCGAUAAAUGCAAAUGAUUUCGAUGGUAUGGAGAAUCUAACGGAACUAGUUUUGGCUGAUAACCAUAUAGAAACUAUUGAAGAAGCAGCAUUUUCAAAAAUGCAAAAGCUGAUAAAACUGGAUAUUAGCCAUAACCCUAUCACAUCAUGGAAUCCACACGCAUUUCGAGAUUUGAGUAACGCUAUGGAAAUACUUGAUCUAGCAAAUACAGGUUUAUUUUCACUACCAAAAAUUUACAACCAUGGACUUCGACUUCUGAAUAUCAGCAACAAUAAAAUUCAUGAACUGAACGCGGCACAUCUAAUUAACAACCGUAAAUUGGUAACAUUCGAUAUUUCUUACAAUAAUUUUAAAGAACUUGAUUCGGAAAUGUUUGCCGAACUUGUUGAGUUGAAACAUCUCAAUGUUACCGGGAAUCCAGUCAUUAAAGUUACGGAUAGACAUCUUCGAAAUCUAUACAAUCUUGAAACGCUCAGAUUAUGCGAUAUGGAAGAGCUAAUUCGUCUACCGGAACCAUAUUCGUUUCGAAAAUUACGCCAUCUACGCAAUUUUCAUAUUUACAAUCUUCCCCGUGUACAGGCUUAUAACAUAUCAGAUAUCCUCAAACAUCUACCUCCAUUACGCAGUCUGGCUAUAGAAAUCAGGGAAGCACGCUUGACAACGCAGAUGUACAGUGCUGACCUUAGAUUACUACGUAAGAUUGUAAUCACUGGGAAACAAUUAUUUAAAAUCGAUACGGGUGCAUUUGCGCAACUACGUGGCUAUAAAGUAGACUUAACAGUACGUGAUACUGGAAUCGAAGUAUUUCCACCAUCAAUAUUCAACACUUUAACUGCUAUUCGUUUCCUAUCACUUUCACUACAGAAUAACCACUUGCAAACCCUUGAACCAUUUCCACAUACCAAACCACCCGUGCUCAAUCAGCACGGCACUAUACUGCACAAUCUACAGCUAACGGGUAACCCAAUUAUAUGCGACUGUCGACUAAAUUGGAUCGGUGACUGGAUUGAAUAUUACCAAAGUGUUAACGCAGCCUAUGAACAACCUCUCGAUGAUACUCGCUGCGCUGAUCAGGCUGGUAGCGGGACAACACUUCACAAUGCUUACACUUCAACAAAUCGUACAGCGUGCACAGCGGGUAGUAUCAACAGUAGUAGUAAUUCAAUUCGUACUCUCUCUAAUCUUUUAUUUCCGCUUUUGUUGGCACUACUGAAUUAA